ACUUUUGAUGAGGCAGAAUUGUGUGAGACCCUGAGAAGAAAUGUCAGCAAGUCUGGUUAUGUGAAGCCGACUCCUGUGCAGAAGCACGGUAUUCCAAUCAUUUCUGCUGGCAGAGAUCUCAUGGCCUGUGCCCAGACUGGAUCUGGUAAAACGGCCUCCUUCCUGCUCCCCAUUCUGCAGCAGCUGAUGGUAGAUGGAGUGGCAGCCAGUUGCUUCAGUGAGCUGCAGGAACCUGAAGCCAUCAUUGUUGCCCCAACCAGGGAGCUCAUCAACCAGAUCUACCUGGAGGCCAGGAAGUUUGCCUUUGGAACAUGUGUGCGUCCGGUAGUCGUUUAUGGUGGAGUCAGCACUGGAUAUCAGAUAAGAGAAAUAUUAAAGGGAUGCAAUGUGCUGUGUGGAACACCAGGGAGACUGUUGGAUAUGAUUGGAAGAGGAAAGGUUGGGUUGAGUAAGUUGAGGUACUUGGUGCUGGAUGAAGCUGACAGGAUGUUGGAUAUGGGUUUUGAGCCUGACAUGCGCCGCCUGGUGGGCUCCCCUGGAAUGCCACCCAAAGAGAAUCAUCAGACUUUGAUGUUCAGCGCCACCUUCCCUGAAGACAUCCAGAGGAUGGCAGCUGACUUCCUCAAGACUGACUAUUUGUUCUUGGCUGUGGGUGAGGUGGGCGGAGCCUGCACUGAUGUAGAGCAGACGUUCGUCCAAGUUACCAAAUUCUCCAAGAGGGAUCAGCUCGUUGAGUUUCUGAAGACCACUG
This is a messenger RNA of Monopterus albus (swamp eel), 751 nucleotides long. RefSeq names its product DEAD (Asp-Glu-Ala-Asp) box polypeptide 4 (gene ddx4). Gene Ontology annotation, molecular function: RNA helicase activity; nucleic acid binding; ATP binding. NCBI's taxonomy places the organism in Eukaryota, Metazoa, Chordata, Actinopteri, Synbranchiformes, Synbranchidae. The record is from RefSeq and is a predicted model, not a curated record.